Messenger RNA from Vicia villosa (hairy vetch), 543 nucleotides. RefSeq lists its product as uncharacterized. The record is from RefSeq and is a predicted model, not a curated record. The transcript has a single exon. The coding region runs from base 1 to 543 and encodes 180 amino acids. Lineage: Eukaryota; Viridiplantae; Streptophyta; Magnoliopsida; Fabales; Fabaceae.
AUGGACAUUCAGUUCUGCUUCAAUCGAGGUAUCAUUGGAAACCUUGGUCCUGAUCAGUUUGAGCUCCUUAUUGAUAACCAAGUACUGGAUCACUUCACCUUACCGAAUCCGAGGACGAGUGUGCAUAACCCUGCUAAUUGGCUUUAUUUUGGUCAGAUUAUUGAUAGAGAGUCAUCUCCUAAAACUCCACAAGCCUAUGAACAUUUUGAUGAUGACAUGCAUGUAGCGGAAUCGAAAUCUGAACCUGACACUCCUCCUGGAUACUAUGACAUGAAUCCUCCCGAGGAUGAGCCUGUGCCUGAGUAUGAACCUAUGCCCGAAGAUGAGCCUGUGCCUGAAUAUGAGCCUAUGCCUGAAGAUGAACCCGUUCCUGAAUAUGAGUCUGAGACUCCUACUGGUUCACAAGAAGAUCAAUUCGAGGAUAUGACUGAUGUCGAGCCUGAACAACAACAUCCUGCUGCAUCUGCUGAAUUCGUGGCCCCGAGAAAUGCUCCUCCGAGAAUCGAGCUGCUUAUCAUUCGAUUACACAUGGCCAAGCUAUAG